CACACCUCCACCAAGCAAGCGCUUCGGCGCAUAUCCUCGAGACGUUCGUCUCGUAAACGUAGCCAAGCCUACGUAACCUUUCCGCGCGUUCAACACCGCCGGGAAGCCUUAGCGAAAACGAAAAAGAGAACCGGAACUUACCGCGUUUCCCCCCUCAAGAACAAGAUAGCAAGAUGUCGGACUCUCUCGACGCCAUUCGCAAGGCGCAGGAGGACAGAUUCUUCAAGCUCGAGCAGGAGAAACACCUUCAAGCCUACGUGAAAAAACUCAAAGCCUCUGGCAGGUUCGACCAGAUUCCCGCAAGCGCGCCUCGCACCUUCUCCGCGAGCGCGCUGCCUCAGGUUUUGGCGCACGAGCUGCGUUUGUCCACCCCCGUCGAGGAGGUGCUCGAGCGAAGGCAGCUCGACCGCUCGUUCAUGACCCGCCAGAUCAUCAAGGGCGUGUGCACCGGCGACCCGUACCUGAUCAAUUCCGUGACGCUCGGGUCUCGGGUGAGCAUGGGCAAGAACAAGUGGAGCGCGGGCACUAACACCGGCAUCGAGAACACGACCAUCUUCAGCGUGCACAAGGCACAAGAUCUCAUGGCCGAAACGCCCAAGCACCUCAACGGCAUCGAGAGCAGGGCGGCGAAGCACAUGGUGGACAACAGUUUUGUCGAAAUCGGCGGGAAGAGGAUCAAGCUCAUGCCUGAUCCGACCCCCGGUCGAGCCAUGGCGUGGGGCGGCACGCUGGCGAUCUGGGGCACGGCCGCCCUCGCGGUGGGUACGUGCAAGGUGUUGGGAAUCAAGACGAUGGACGACAUGAAACGUGUCAUGAAUGCGCAGCUGAGCCCCCUGGGCGACGCCAUCCGCGACCGCAUGACGCCGUUCAAGUCGUACAUCACCGAGGCACCCCUCGACGGGUCGCCGAAGGUCAACACAAAGGACAGCAGGUUCGCCAAGGGUGUGAAGGAUAUCUUCGCGUAGGACAUCACGGAUCUAUAAUACAACUCUAUCGUUUUCGC
Micromonas commoda is the source of this 1003-nucleotide messenger RNA. RefSeq lists its product with no specific name. NCBI's taxonomy places the organism in Eukaryota, Viridiplantae, Chlorophyta, Mamiellophyceae, Mamiellales, Mamiellaceae. The record is from RefSeq and is a predicted model, not a curated record. The coding region runs from base 174 to 965 and encodes 263 amino acids. The transcript is spliced from 2 exons.